AUGAAUACAGAAAGCGGCAUACUACUUCUCCUGGUAGGUGCAACCUUUUCUGUUGCUUAUGAGAGAUCCUAUCAUGUACUGUGGUUCAAAUUACAGUCUCUUUUUGAUUUAAGUUUAUCAUCCACACAGUGUUCUUUUCAGCCGUUAGCCCUCUUGCGGACGAGGAAGGAUGGCUUCCUAUACAAAUUCUACAACGAGCAUUCCUUGUCGUCAAGGAAAGUUGUGCUGUUCAUCAGGGUGCUUUUUUCUACAACAUCAGCUCUCUGUGUCACUGCAAUUGAGGUCAUUCUUUGGCAAAUUAAGACAGCAGAUAACAACAUUGACCAGAACGGUAACAUAACAAUCAAAUUAAUCUGGUCAAUCAUAUCAAUUGGCCUUUCUAUUAACCUCAUAUUUCUUCAACCUUUCCUCAUUCUUUUAUCAUUGCUAAGCAAGUUCUUUGACGAUAGACUUCAUUCGGAUUAUAUCAUCCUCAUCACGAGUGCUGCAAUUAUUUUCUGGAUAUCCUCAUUAAACUUUAUAAACUGGGGUCCGUUUUAUUACUCAUCAAAUCUGCUAACAAAGUUAUCAAUUGUGGGAGUGAGCGUUAUGGCUCUUCUAUCAGCUGUUGCUUCUGUUUCCACUCCAUACUAUGUUUUCUUAUAUUUUUGGAAUAGGCGACAUUUUAUGACUGCAAAUUUCAACAGCAAUAUCCCGCUGCUAUUGGUGAACGAUGCUAUUGUCGAGGAAAAAUAUAGGGAUUGUAGAACUAAUUUCGAAGAAAACUUUAAAAUAUUAGAAAAUCUAGAGAGGGAACCAGGUGGAACUAACUCUGUUAUGCGUGAACAACUAGUAGAGAAAAUUGGGCGCCAUCAAAUUGAAUUAGCGAAGCUCGAAAAAAGAAUAAAUGAUUCAAGAAAAAGUCGUUACCUAAAGAGAGUUUUUCAUUUAGGUUUUUUAAUUUACUGCCUCUAUAAAUUGAUGACCACAUUCUUCUACCGUAUCCCUGUGAUUAUUAAACACCUACUCAAAUAUCCGGAUGACUAUAAUUACGAAUUCUUCGAUUCCUUAUUAGAUGGUGAAAACGGGUCUCAAGAUCCUUUGGCUGUUACAUUGGCAAAUAUUCUUGACUUUAUGUUAUUUCAUUUCAACUAUCAACAAGAAUUGGACUCACUCACAAAACAAAUAUCUUUGAUUUUAUCAAUUUCAUUGUUUAUUUGCUCAUUUUCAACCGUGAAGACGACGAUAUCAUAUCUUUUGACGCUGUGUCCUUUAAAAUUACAGAUCCUUGCAUUUUCGGCAAUCAAAGAUGACGAAUCGAGAAGCAGCCUUCCUUUUACUAGGGUUGAGAGCUUCAAAGGCAACAAACAGCCAUCGAUUAUAAAAAAUCUUAUUAUAUCAGAGCUCACAGGUAUAUAUGUAUUGGCGACAAUACUGAUGAUUAGAUCUAACCUUCCCUUCGAGGUUUCAGAAAAGCUCAAUCAACUUUUGGGAGAAAGAUUUACAGUUCCUAAUGUUGUUAUAGAUAUCUGGUUCGAUGAAGUAUUUGCAUUGUGUUCCAUCUUAGCCUUCUGCGGUAUUAAGAUUGCUGAAUCUCUGGUUGUUGACAACUCAAGUGUUGAGCUCGAACUGUAA
This is a messenger RNA of Lachancea fermentati, 1614 nucleotides long. The record is from the annotation of a GenBank genome assembly. NCBI's taxonomy places the organism in Eukaryota, Fungi, Ascomycota, Saccharomycetes, Saccharomycetales, Saccharomycetaceae.